Plasmopara halstedii is the source of this 3315-nucleotide messenger RNA. Its product is annotated as Phosphatidyl inositol kinase (PIK-G1). Gene Ontology annotation, cellular component: membrane; cytoplasm. Gene Ontology annotation, molecular function: 1-phosphatidylinositol 4-kinase activity. Bases 1 to 3315 code for a protein of 1104 amino acids. The transcript is spliced from 3 exons. The record is from RefSeq and is a predicted model, not a curated record. Lineage: Eukaryota; Oomycota; Peronosporomycetes; Peronosporales; Peronosporaceae. Gene Ontology annotation, biological process: phosphatidylinositol phosphate biosynthetic process; phosphatidylinositol-mediated signaling.
AUGAAGGCUCCACGCGCUAGCUGCGAGGGAUACCUUACGUUCCGCACGAGUCCGUCAUCUCCGCCGCCCAUGCUUCGGCGUUACUGCUUUCUCGUCGGAACGUCGUUCCAUUACUACAGUACACAGGAGGAUGCGUAUCACAUGCUGCGUAUUAAGGGCGAAGUGGACGUGCUUGGUGUGCAAGAAUGGGAUGGAAAAGGCAAUAUGCACAUAUACCAACACGGACUUUUAUUCGCCACAGCGCAGAGUAAAGUUUUUUACGCUUAUGCUGACACCGCAAUGGACAAAGAAAAGUGGAUUCGAGCCAUUCAGACAGCUGUAGUGACCACGGCACCGCGUCUUGCGGCUACAUUCCUUCACCACGCGUCGCUUGAUGUAUCUACCUCACCAGUAAGUACAGCUGCAGUCCCGUCAAGUGAGACGGACGUGAAGUGCAAGUGUCCGGAUUGCACCCGUUUAAUAUCGCAAGCUGUGACUGCUGGGCAAGUGGCUCCAAUGACAGCUACACUGUUAUACAAGUGUUAUAGCUGUGACGGGUUGUUCUGCGAUAAAUUUACGACUCAUAAAGUCCCGCUCCCGCAUCGAUUCUACUACUACGCCAAACGCGUCUGUGACAGAUGUUACGAGGCACAGAAUUACAUUAAUUACUUGCGUGCAAUGGUUGAGCGACUGAAAGCGGGGAUCUGUUUGUAUCCAAAGCCGUUAAAUCCGGAGGCACCGAUUGAGUUAAUUAUGCCUAAGCGUCCACUGCAGACCGAGUCGGCCAAAAUUGCAAUCGAUCUAUUAAAAGCCAAAGUGAUUACUGCUGAAGAAUGUGAAGAAAUCUUGCUGAAAGAUCGACGAUUCUAUGAUCACACGAUGGAUCACCCCGAGAUUCCGUUGGACCUGAAAAUUUUGGGCCUCCACCGUGAAUUUCGUGCACGCAGCUUUAGCGUUUAUCGAGCCGUGAUUUUGUUACAUCGUCACCUGGACAGUGAUCCGCUACUGUUCAAACCAAUUGUGGAAAAGUUGUUGCACUUUUCGUACACGCGUAUUAAUCAAGUGGAAUUUUAUUGGCCUCAGAUUGUUCAUGCUUAUCUAUCCAUUCCAAAUUUUGAUUUUGAGAAGAUUUUUUGGCUCGAUGAGCUAAUUGUGUCCGUUUGUUCGCGAUCCAUUCAUCUUGCGCUCCUUCUUCGAUGGCAGCUUCAAGGUGCACUUGAAGACUCGUUUGAUACGAGAAAACCUAAAGACAUGCAAGACAAGUAUGCACGUGUAGUACGAUUGAUGGUGGAGAUUGAGCGUGAAGUUGCAGGUGUCGACCGGGCCACGGUGCUGAGUCGCGAUCCGAUGCAAGAAACGUCUCACGUAGACAAGCGGAAUCUGCCCAUGCCAACAGAUGAUCAGCUGCGGGUAAUCGUUAAGCUAACAGAGGAGAUCGCCAUUCACCGCUGUCACGCACACAAUUUAUUGACCUCAAGUAGCUCUCCUUCAGGCAUGAAAGUGUUCUCCUCUUUCUCACCGAGAAAAGGCGCAGGAUAUAAAGAAUCACCUGAAGGGGAUGUGGAGAGCCGCUUUCGUGAUUUUUCACGCUUUCAGCAACACUUACUCACACCCAAAGAAGAUUUGGAUUCUUUGUUGUUAACGCACCCUUCAGGAGACGACUAUGAGCAUGACGAACGGUUGUCGAUCUUAGAAGAGGAAGAUACAGGUAGCCAAUCAAUCAAUAUUUUUAAUGAGUCGAUGCGACGGUCGAAUCAGACUGACAAGUCGUUGCUAGCGAAGCAUUUUGCUGACGAGUGCGACUUUGUCGAGCAGAUUACGGAUAUUGCUGAAGCCCUGCGCUUCGUGCCAUCGAUUCAAGAGCCGACAGACCCUUUUGAGCGAAUUGUACGGAUUCCAACAAAGGAAGGAACAGCAUUCUCAACAAAAGCGCGUGUUCCUAUAUUGCUGAUCUUUGAGGUGAUUCGCGGCAAUCCUUUCGACGAUGACCAACAACGUGACACCUCUAUACUUGAGUCACCACGGUCUCCUUCAAGGCAAAGUCGAAUCGGAAGCAGUAUGCUGGAAUCGUCCGAAGUCAACUACGUUGAAGAUGAAGAGAUUGGACAGCUGAUUGAACAUCAACCGUUUGCAGGCGAUGCAGACGAUGUUGAAGAAGUCCAAGUCGAAACGAUACUUUCCUCGCGUGUGAUCUCUGAACCAUAUCACACUCCGGCCGCCAUGUCGCGUCGUGUUCCUUUGCCAGAGACACCAAUUGGUGUUUCGGAAACGGUGUCCACGCCUUCAGCAACUCCACCGAUCGCUAUUUCGUCUCCUGAUUCUAAGGUGGCUGGUACAAUUGCAUCCAUUGUUAGGUCGCAUACUGAACCAUCUACACCGCUUGAAAUGGACUUGGCAACGGGCAAUAUAACAGCUGAAGCGAUUGAGCGUGAGAAAGCGCGACGGAAAGAUUUUGAGGCAGCAUUUGGCGAGUCGUGGAGCUCUAAGCGUGCAAGGCUGAUGGCAGCAUCACCUUAUGGUCAUUUACCUGGCUGGGACAUCGUAUCUAUGAUCGGCAAGAGCAACGAUGACCUUCGUCAAGAGGUAUUUACAUUGCAAUUGAUCCAGAAGUUCGUCGAGAUAUUUCGGGGUGCAAAUUUACCAAUGUGGGUAAAGCGAUAUCGCAUUAUUGCGACGAGUUCGUCAACUGGAUUGAUUGAAACGCUGAUCAAUGCAAUAUCGCUGGAUGGUUUAAAGAAGCGUGAAGGAUAUGUGUCUUUGCUUCAUCAUUUCGAAAAAUCGUACGGCCCUCCUGAUUCGCACCGUUUUAAGAUAGCCCAAAGAAAGUUUAUACAGUCGAUGGCUGGAUAUUCGCUCGUGUGUUACUUUUUGCAGAUCAAGGAUCGACAUAACGGAAACAUCAUGCUGGAUGAUGAAGGUCAUAUCAUCCAUAUUGACUAUGGGUUCUUACUUGGUAUCGCUCCGGGUGGAAUGCUGAGCAUUGAAUCAGCCCCAUUCAAACUCACGGCUGAGAUGGUCGAAACUAUGGGUGGCCAAGACUCGGAGGGCUUCAAGGAAUACGUAACAUUAUGUACUCGAGGCUUCCUGGCAUGUCAACAGCACUGUGACGAGAUUUGCGACCUUGUUGACGUCAUGUCACGGCAGUCCCCGUAUCCGUGUUUCCUGGGCAUUGACGCAGAUUAUAUUUUAUUACGCCUUCGUUCUCGCUUUAAGCUGACACUCACGAAACAAGAGACUGUGGCCUACGUGCUUUCGCUCAUCCGCAAGAGUAACAAUAAUUACAGCACGCGCCAAUAUGACAAUUUUCAGCGCAUGACAAAUGGCAUUCUGUCGUAG